Molecule: messenger RNA, 621 nt
Organism: Emiliania huxleyi CCMP1516
Lineage: Eukaryota; Haptophyta; Isochrysidales; Noelaerhabdaceae
Exons: 1
Coding region: 1-621 (206 amino acids)
Cellular component (GO): cytoplasm; membrane
Source: RefSeq, a predicted model, not a curated record
AUGGCUGUGCUCUUGCGAGGCUCGCUGCGGGCGUUCUCGGCGUGGGGGGAGCGGAACCCGUCCGCACUGAACGUUAUGGCCGCCACCACGCUCGGCGGCGCCGGCGAUGUCGGCGCGCAGCUGAUCGAGGGCGCCGAUGGGCUCGGCGCGCUUGACGCAAAGCGCACCGCCUGUGUGUGCGCGUGGUACGCGCCGGCGGCGCUAUUCUUCUGGACGCCGUUCAUGGGCGGUGUCGAGCGCACGUUUGGGACGAGCGGCGCCAAGUCGGUGGCAGCCAAGGUCCUCUGCUACAACCUUGCCAUCAGCACGGUCGACAUCACGGGCUUCCACCUCGUCUCGCUCACGCCGCAAGUGGGGGCCGAGAAGGCGGUGCAGACGCUGCGGGAAGGGUACGCAGACGCCGUCGCCGCGGGGUGCAGCUUGUGGGUGCCCGCGAUGACGCUCAUCUUCUGGCGGGUUCCUGCACACCUGCGGCUGAGCACGAGCUACGCGCUUGACGUGUGCUGGGCCUCCACGAUGUCCUUCCUCAGCAACCGGAGGAAGAAUCUGGUCGAGGCGGCGCCACCGCCGGCGCCGGCAUGGAGCGGGAAGCUUGGAGUGAGAAAGAGCGUCAUUGACUGA